AUGCGUAGACGUCGACGACAACUCCGACGACAACGCGCGCACACAUACACACUCGCACAAGAGGAAGAAAAACGGGAGAAGACUUCUUGCACCGAUUCGAACGUGACAACCGUCUUAGACGAUUAUACGGCACGUAGUUCACAAGAAUUGUCUGUAAGUAAAGGCCAACACGUUCGUAUCAUUCAAAAGCAACUUCCGAACGCACCUGAUUGGUGUCUUAUCCGCUUAUUAAACGAUCAUUCACAUCAUCAUAAUCAAUCAAAUCCAUCAAUUGCGGCUUCGUCAACAACCACAGUCACAACCGGUUCAUUCGAUUUAUCAUCGCCACCCCCGUCAUCAAAAUAUACUGAAGGACUCGUUCCAGCAGCUAUUCUCAAAGCAACCAAGUCAUCUGCGACAAACACUCAUCCAUUACCACCACCUCCACUAUCCCUUCCAACAGGAAUUAAAAGUGAACAAGAUAAUCUUCUAAAUAAUAAUACCGAAGAUUCUCAACAUCGAUCACAAUCAUCGUCAGCGACUCAUUUUAGUAAACGAAAAGCUAGUUUUAGACGAAUCCUCAAGAAUCCCGUUCGACGCUUGAGUCUAAAAGAUAAUAGUAGUAAAGAUGUUAAAACUCCUACACCACGUGAUCUAGCAAAUACAUCAGCGUCUUCAGUGUCGGUCGCUAGUGCUGAUGGUACAACGAAAAAAUCAUUCACUUCAAUCAAUUCCACAGCCGCAUCAAAACUCAAAGCAUUCACAUUUACAAAUUCCGAAGAUUUGACGUCAUUUCCUGAUGAUACGGUAUGGUGUCUUUUGUUUCGAUGA
This is a messenger RNA of Adineta ricciae, 810 nucleotides long. The record is from the annotation of a GenBank genome assembly. NCBI's taxonomy places the organism in Eukaryota, Metazoa, Rotifera, Eurotatoria, Adinetida, Adinetidae.